AUGGCUUCACAUUUGGACAACUCAUUACCAGUGCAGUGUAUGCAGACCACCGUGGAAGAGGAAAGUGUGAGGAAACUUGCUGUUCAAGUACAGGCUAAUAAGCACAAGUUCAUAUUUCUAAACACUUACAGGCCUUUUUUUUUCUUCUUGCCCGGUAGCUGGUCUCAGAAAAUGUCUUUGUGUUCAUUUCUACCAGUGCAUCCUUUACACAUACCUACCCACUUGUACAUAAUUCAGCAUCCAGCAGUGGAAAGCCAAGUGUCUCAGACAGCUCCUCUACUAGCAGCAUGCCUCCCCCAGGACAAAUGUAAAGUCAAGACUGGUCAUUGCUUCAGUGAAGAAAGAGAUCCUGAACUUUCAACGGUUUGUCAGAAGUCUGGCACAUUAAUAUUGUAUCCAGGGCUGAAGCUGCUCAUUUGAAAGAAUUUGUAUUAGUCUCCUGUUUAUCCUUCCACAGGCAUCGUCAUCAAUGGCACAUGGAGCCAGGCUAAGGACACACUUUAUAAGAAUUCCAUGUUCCCACUGCCCAAACAGGCAAAUCUUAAAAUGAGCAUUUCUAGUCAGUAUGUAAUGGUGCAACCAGCUCAUAGGUUUCUGUCUACACUGGAGUGUGCAGCUGUUGCUCUUUCCAUUUUGGAGAAAAAUAAUUACAUACAAGAGCUAUGUAUGUCUUUGAAGACUUUGCUUCACACUCUUUAGGCUUUAUGAUCUUUCCACCUUCAGCAUGGUGCUUGAAUUUGCCUCAGCAAAGAACACCUUCUGAAAAAUGGAUUAUAUCCUAAGCCAAUGCCAAAGAACAAACACAAACUCAGGAAAAUGGAACUGUUAAUGAACAGUGUUAAAAUUCAGGACAAAUGUUCUUACAGUGCUACUGCUGGUGUCUUCGGCUGA
Molecule: messenger RNA, 891 nt
Organism: Phyllostomus hastatus (greater spear-nosed bat)
Lineage: Eukaryota; Metazoa; Chordata; Mammalia; Chiroptera; Phyllostomidae
Gene: DTWD2
Product: DTW domain containing 2
Source: RefSeq, a predicted model, not a curated record